Messenger RNA from Helicoverpa zea (corn earworm), 477 nucleotides. Its product is annotated as endocuticle structural glycoprotein SgAbd-5-like. NCBI's taxonomy places the organism in Eukaryota, Metazoa, Arthropoda, Insecta, Lepidoptera, Noctuidae. Gene Ontology annotation, cellular component: chitin-based extracellular matrix. The transcript has 3 exons. Gene Ontology annotation, molecular function: structural constituent of chitin-based larval cuticle. Bases 45 to 407 code for a protein of 120 amino acids. The record is from RefSeq and is a predicted model, not a curated record.
UUCGUCACUUCAACGUAUUCAUCCGUAAAAUCACCACUUCAAACAUGAAACUGAUCGUAGUACUCUGCUUGGUCGCGGUGGCGGUUGCUGCCCCUCCCCCAAGAAUAAACUACUCCCAGGACAAUGUCCAAAUUACCAAAUACGAAAAUGACAACCUUGGACUGGGCAACUACAGAUUCGCGUUUGAACAGACUGACGGACAGGCGGCGGAGCAGCAGGCUGAGUUGAGGAACGAGGGUCGCGAGGACGAGUCCAUCGCAGUCAAGGGUUCCUACACCUGGGUCGGCCCCGACGGCGUGCUCUACCGCGUGACCUACAUCGCUGACGACAAUGGCUACCAGCCCGAGAUCGAACAGGGACCCGGAGGCGGCGUCCCACCCGCAGUCGUUGCAUCCCUCCUCGGUUAAUUAGAUGUUGUUAUUGAUUAAAAUUACCAAAUAUGUAUGUUAAAAGUUUGAAUAAAAAUUGAAAAACUUA